AUGGUCCCUGUACAGUCUUUCACAGGUGGGCUGCUGGGCACAGGUGGGGCUGCUGGUCACAGGUGGGGCUGCUGGUCACAGGUGGGGCUGCUGGUCACAGGUGGGGCUGCUGGUCACAGGUGGGGCUGCUGGUCACAGGUGGGGCUGCUGGUCACAGGUGGGGCUGCUGGUCAUAGGUGGGGCUGCUGGUCACAGGUGGGGCUGCUGGUCACAGGUGGGGCUGCUGGUCACAGGUGGGGUUGCUGGUGCUGGUGCUGGCGGCUGGCGCUGGUGCUGGUUCCUGGUGCUGGCAGCUGGCACUGGGGCUGGUUCCUGAUGCUGGCGGCUGGCGCUGGGGCUGGUUCCUGGUGCUGGCGGCUGGCGCUGGUGCUGGUUCCUGGUGCUGACGGCUGGCACUGGGGCUGGUUCCUGGUGCUGGCGGCCGGCGCUGGGGCUGGUUCCUGGUGCUGGCGACUGGCGCUGGGGCUGGUUCCUGGUGCUGGCGGCUGGCGCUGGGGCUGGUUCCUGGUGCUGGCGGCUGGCGCUGGGGCUGGUUCCUGGUGCUGGCGGCUGGCGCUGGGGCUGGUUCCUGGUGCUGGCGGCUGGCGCUGGGGCUGGUUCCUGGUGCUGGCGGCUGGCGCUGGUGCUGGUUCCUGCGACCGCCGGUGCGACGGGCGAGGUGCAAGGUGGCGCUGGCUGCAGUCGAUGGCGCAAACGCGAUCGCGGGCCGCUGGCGACUUCGCUGGCGACUUCGCUGGCGGGUCGCUGGCGGCGGGUCCGCUGGCGUUCGCCAUAGCUGGAGGGCAGCGGCAGCUGCAGAGCGGAGGGCAGCAGGAGCUGCAGAGCGAAGGGCAGCAGGAGCUGCAGAGCGGAGGGCAGCAGCAGCUGCAGAGCGGAGGGCAGCAGCAGCUGCAGAGCGGAGGGCAGCAGCAGCUGCCGAGCGGAGGGCAGCGGGAGCUGCAGAGCGGAGGGCAGCAGCAGCUGCAGAGCGGAGGGCAGCAAGAGCCGCAGGAGCAGCAGAGCGGAGGGCAACAGCAGCUGCCGAGCGGAGGGCAGCAGCAGCUGCCGAGUGGAGGGCAGCGGCAGCUGCAGAGCGGAGGGCAGCAGGAGCUGCAGAGCGAAGGGCAGCAGGAGCUGCAGAGCGGAGGGCAGCAGCAGCUGCAGAGCGGAGGGCAGCAGCAGCUGCAGAGCGGAGGGCAGCAGCAGCUGCCGAGCGGAGGGCAGCGGGAGCUGCAGAGCGGAGGGCAGCAGCAGCUGCGGAGCGGAGGGCAGCAAGAGCCGGGGCAUAGGGCGGCAAUCAGGGAGCGGUUGGAGAAGUUUUGGGUCGGGGAGUGGCGGGAGCUGUUUGAGUUGGCGGUGGCGGUAAUGCAACCUGCGGCGCGUCCUUUGUCCUUCACCCCCCCCGAGCAUGAUCCUGAUGCGGUGCGCCUGGCUCGCUGCCGCACAAGGUGCAAAGUGGGAGAAUGGAGUCGGGGUUUGACGUGUCUUACUGCCGGUAGCAUCGCUCAGCCCUCUCAGCACAUGGUGGACGCGCUGCGAGCGAAACACCCAUCGAGCGAGACCGCCUUUCCGGAGUGGUUGCAGGAGGAGAUAGUUGAGCCUUUCCUUAUCCCGCAGCUCUCAGUGGAGUGCUUUCUCUACCUCGUCGCAUGCCUGGCGUCGCACGUGUCGCCAGCUGUCGCCGCGCGACCAACCACUGUGCCCAUCCUUAAGCUGCAGAAUACUGUAGUGGAGGCAGUGGAUAUGGGUGUAGUGGAGCAGAGGCUUGUAUCAGGAGCGUACUAUUCUGACUACAUGGCGUAUGCCCCUGGGGGAGGGACAAUCCCAGGGGGGGGUAUAGACGAGCAAGGGGGAAGCGGAGGCAGAAAUGGGAUGGCAGCAGGAGGGGCGACAGGGGGGGGAGGAGGAGGAGCAGGUGGAGCAGGAGCAGGUGGCGCAAGAGCAGAUGGAGCAGGUGGAGCAGGAGCAGGUGGAGCAGGUGGAGCAGGUGGAGCAGGUGGAGCAGGAGCAGGUGGAGCAGGAGCAGAGGGCUUAGGCGGAAAGGGACAGGAAAUGGGGAAAGAGGGAAAUUUCACCCAGGCAGCAAGGGGCAGCAAUGGAACCGAAACGAGCGGCAGUGGAACAGAGAGUAGCAGCAAUGGAACACCAAGGAGCAGCAAUGGAACCAUUUCUAUCUGUUUCCUCACACAGAACCCCUCCCACGCCCCUCCUAUCAUUAACUCCCUAGAGAUUCUCCCCGUUCACUCAGAAGCUUACGACUCUGCCACCCUCGGCCCAGAUAUUAUCCUCUCGUCUUAUCUCCGGAUCAACAUGGGCGGCGGGCAGGUUGGGCCCGAGCCUGAGGACCCGGGGUUCCGAACCUGGAUUGCGGAUGUGGUUUGGGAGAAGGAGAUGGCUCGGCUUGGGGGGGCUGUGGUGGGGAGGAGGAGAGGGUGGGCGAGAGGGAGGGGGAUUGCAGGGACGAGAAAGCCACCUGAGUUUUUACCUGGGAUGAUAUUUGAAGACUGGAGGUCGGCUGGGGGGUUGGAGUUGCAAUCAGUGGAUGGCAAGGGGCAGGGGCAGGGGCAGGGGCAGGGGCAGGGGCAACAAGGGCAAGGUCAGAGACAGGUGCGUUCUCGCAGACGACUGAGCUUUCAGGAUCAUCGCUCCCAUAAUGGGCUGGACUUGAGUGUUCGUGGCUUCCACGAUAAACUGGGCUCAAGCAAUCAUCACUCCCAUGCUGGGCUGGCCUUGAGUGGUCGCGUCUCCCAUGAUGAGCUCUGCACCAAGUGCGCUGCCCUGCUUCCCCAGAUGCUAACAAGACCCUUUGAGAAUCGGAGCCACCACAACAGCAUCGUUCAGAAUCAGGACUACGAGCAUGGAGACCAAGAGCAGCAGCACCAACAGCAGCACAGGCGCGUGCUCACAGGUACAGAUCCUCAAGCCUCAGCCGGCACAGCAGGUGCAGCUCCUCCUUCCCCAGGCGUGCAGAUCACGGGGUUCCGGAUGGCUCUGAUACCAGCGCACGCAUCGAACCUCUGGUACAUGCGCUUCUACUUUGCUGAGAUGAAUGUAACUGCCAAGGUGGGCGACCGGCGGUUUGACAUCUUGCUGGGGAGCGGCCGUCGGGUGGUGGCUCUGGGGAAUAGAAUCGGGCUGCUGGGGGGCCGAGGCGGGACGGGGAGUGGGAGUGCUGGUGCUGGUGCUGGUGCUGGUGCAGGUGCUGCAGGUGCUGGUGGUGCUGCUGGUGGUGCUGCUAACUCGGCAGCAGAAGCAGCAUUAGGAUCAUCAUCAACAGCAGCAGCGGCAGCAGCGGAAGCAUCUUCGGAUUUCGACAUUCUCUCGCACGUGCCUCCCCGCACGGCCCUCAUCGUCCCCCUCCUCUUCAACUUCUCCCGCUUCUCCCACGGCCGUUCAGAGGACUUGGAGGUAGGCGUGCGCACAGCAGCCAAUAGCACGCUGCCAGCUGUCCUGAGUGCUGUGGAGCUAUUCGAAGUGGUGCCAGUGUCCUUGGAGAAAGAGGAGGAGGAGGGAGAGGAGGUGAAUGUGGUACCAGGCUCGGGGGAAGCGGAAUCGGGAAUGAGUGACGGCGGGGAUGCGGCGAGGGGGAGAGUUGGUCGGCGGUGCUGCGCCGCGGCUAGGCGGAGACUGGAUUGGGGGGAAGCGGCGGACGACCGUUCCGCAAGUGAGGGGGGAGCCGCUACUAGAGCCGCGCCGGAAGCUGCGGCUGUAGUGCGGAGCAAGAAGCGGAUUUCAGUACACGUGGCAGCUCGGGAGGGGGACGUAGAGGCGCUGCGCGAUGCGCUAACAGUUAGACCUGGUGCUAUUAACGAGAGGCAAUUGCCGGUGUGUCAGACGCCUCUCCAUCUCGCCGUGGCGGAGGGGCACCUCGAGGCUCUCCGCUUUCUCCUGGACUGGAGGGGGUCGUGCGGCGGGGCAGAAGUGAAGGCAGACGUGGAAGCGCGGAACAUGUUCGGCGAGACACCUGUGCUUGUGGCGGCCAAGAGCAGCAACGUGGAUGCCAUUUGGUUGCUGCUACGAGCAGGCGCACGGGCGGACGUCGCUGCCACGAACGGCAUGACGCCUGUCCAUCUCGCCGUGUGGGCUGCUGUGCAAUCUGCUAGUAGCAACACUGGCAGCGACACUGGUAGCAACUUCAACUGCAGCAUUGCCGCCCAUCCGCCUAGCAAGCCGCUAGCCACAGCAAAAUCAGCACCUGAAGCGACACCUGGGCCAGCAAAGUCACCUGAAUCGGCACCUGGAUCACAGCAGCUAGCGCAGCAGCAGCAGCAGCACCUGACGCAUCAAGCAGACCCAACAGUCUCUCCCUCUAAACCAUCUCCAUUGCGCCACUCCCAAGGGGAACUCUCCCCCAAACCACUCUCCCCAGGGGAGCUCUCCCCCCGACCACUCUCCCCCUGCUCCCCUCGUCCGCUCUCCCCCCAGCCCCUCUCCCCUCGACUGCUUUCCCUGAGCGCCUAUAGUUCGGCCUUCUCCACCUGCCCGCCACCCACACCAUCGUCCCCCACCAGUUUCGACUCCCUGCCUGCAGCUGCUGCUGCCUCUGCUUCUGGUUCUGCUGCUGCGGACGGGUGUAUGUUCUCCCCGUCUGCUGCUGCUGCUGGUGCUGGUUGUUCUGGUGCAAAUGGUGGUGGUGCUGCUGGUGGAGUGAAGGGUGGUGGCAGCAGGGAAUAUGGUGAGGGAGUGGUGGCGGCUGUGGCAGUGCUGCUAGAAGCCAAUGCAGACCCGUGUGCUGUUGAUAAGUCGACCCAGGUGUUCUGUGUGCCGAGAGGUGCAGGCUCUGCUGCAACAGCACACAUUCAUGUGCUCCUGUCCCUUUUCCUGGUGCCUCUUUCCGUCACAUCUCAUCUCCCACACCUCGUCCGUCCUUCCCACGCCAUCAGGACGGCAACACCCCCCUGGCGCUGCUUCCCAGUCGAGUCACGUGGACGGCAACACCCCCCUGGCGCUGCUUCCCAGUCGAGUCACGUGGUGCUCUAUGUGCUGAGAGGUGCAGGCGCUGCUCAUGUGCUCCCAUCUCUUUCCCUCUCGUAUCUUCCCCUCAUGUCUCGUCUCUUCGUGUCUCCCACCCUUUUCAGGACGGCAACACCCCCCUGGCGCUGCUUCCCAGUCGAGUCACGUGGACGGCAACACGCCCAUGGCGCUGCUUCCCAGCCGAGCCACGCGGUGCUCUGUGUGCCGAGAGGUGCAGGCUCUGCUGCAACGACACAUCAGCAGGCGAACAAGGCUGCAGUCGGGGAAUAUGUGGGGCAUACGGGUCCGAAAACGAGGAGGAAGAUCGAGGAAGCAGAAGGAGGGAUUCUGUUCGUAGAUGAGGCUUAUAGGCUUAUGCCGUGUCAAAGGAGUGAGGAGAAAGACUAUGGGAUUGAGGCUUUAGAGGAGAUAAUGACAGUUAUGGAUUCGGGGAAACUGGUGGUGAUUUUUGCGGGGUAUGCAGAGCCGAUGCAGCGAGUUUUCGAGGCUAAUGAGGGGUUUAAGAGGAGGGUUAAUAAGUGUUUUACUUUUGAUGAUUUCAGCCCGAGGGAGAUUGCCAGGGUGAUGCUGCUGAAGAUGGGGUAUGGUCAGAAGGGGGAGCAGGGGAGAUUGGGAGGCGUGGAGUGUGAGAAUUCUCACCCAGUAGAGGAGACCCAGAUUCAGCAGAAAGGGGGUAUGCGUGAAGGGCAGAUGGAGCAGACGCAUGUAAGGGGAGAGAGGCAAUGGGAAUAUAGUAAGAUUGGGGAGCGAGUGGAGGAGCGAAGGGAUGAGGAGAUGGAGCCACAGGGGAAGCAGCAGGAUGCAGGGGCAGAUGAGAGGAAGGGAGGGGGGCAGGGUGAGGAGUGUAGCAGUCUGGGUGGGAGGGGAACAGCAUGUGACUGUAACGAACGGUGUGGUAACCGCAGCAGCGGUGCGGCUUCGGAUGGUAGCAUCAGGAACGGCAGUGAUGAGCUGGCAGGAGGCGGAGGGAGUAUGCCCUGUGUAGCUGAUGGUUCCAUGAUCCACCAACUGCAAGGAGAGGAAGUGGGGAAAUGGCCGGUUGGAGUGGAGGCGGGUGGAAGAGGAGGGGAUUUUGCGGGUGGAAGCAGUGGCAUUAGCAAUGAGAAUGGGAGUGGGAAUGGGAGUGGUGGCAUUCGCAAUGAGAAUGGGAGUGGGAAUGGGAAUGGGAGCGGUGGGAGCAAGGAGGAGAGUGAAGCUGGUGAUGACGUGGACAUGUCUCCGCUCACUGGUUUCAGGCUCCACUCCUCAUGUUCAGAAGAGGCAUUGGCAGAGGCGAUCGUAGCACACACGUCAGCGAAGCAGCGCAGGGAGAGGAACGGCGGCAUGGCAGUGCCGGUGCUGCUGGAUGCCCGGGACCAUCUGGACCUGAGGCUUCCCCUGGACUGCUGCUGUGAGGAGCAGCUGAUGACCAUCCACAUGCACGACAUUGAAGCCGCGCUGGGGAUGCUGCCACCAUGA
This is a messenger RNA of Closterium sp. Naga37s-1, 6411 nucleotides long. The record is from the annotation of a GenBank genome assembly. NCBI's taxonomy places the organism in Eukaryota, Viridiplantae, Streptophyta, Zygnematophyceae, Desmidiales, Closteriaceae.